Messenger RNA from Caenorhabditis sp. 36 PRJEB53466, 1399 nucleotides. Lineage: Eukaryota; Metazoa; Nematoda; Chromadorea; Rhabditida; Rhabditidae. The record is from the annotation of a GenBank genome assembly.
AUGUCCUCGUUGGCAUCUAGAAUCUUCUCAAAAGCGCUCGUCGGCCGGACCCUUCAGGCGCCCGCUGCCGUCCGCCAGUUCUCCGCCUAUCCCAUCGACGACAGCAUGUUCGGGCUCAACGAGGAGGAGAUCGCUGUGAGCUUGACAAAAUUCUCUCAACUUUUUCUGACCGUAUUCGUUUUCAGCUCCGUCAGUCCAUCCGUCAGUUCGCCGACAAGGAAUUGGCUCCUUUCGCUGAUAAAAUCGACAAGGAUAACGGGUGGGAUGGGCUCCGUCCGUUCUGGAAGAAGCUGGGCGACCAGGGACUGCUCGGCAUCACCGCGCCGACCGAGUACGGUGGCUCCGCAAUGAACUACUUCUCGCACGUCAUCGCCAUGGAGGAGCUGUCCCGUGCCGCCGGCGGAAUCGCGCUUUCCUACGGAGCACACUCGAACCUGUGCAUCAACCAGAUCGUGCGCAACGGAUCCGCCGAGCAGAAGCAGAAGUACCUGCCGAAACUCAUUUCCGGAGAGCACAUGGGCGCCCUGGCCAUGUCCGAAGCGUCCGCCGGUUCUGACGUCGUUAGUAUGAAGCUGCGCGCCGAGAAAAAGGGCGACAAGUACGUGCUGAACGGCACAAAGUUCUGGAUUACGAACGGACCGGACGCCGACGUGCUCGUCGUGUACGCGAAGACGGAUCCGUCGAAGCACCAGCACGGCAUCACGUGCUUCCUCGUCGAGAAGAACACGCCCGGCUUCUCGCAGUCGCCGAAGCUCGACAAGUUGGGAAUGCGCGGGUCGAACACGUGCGAGCUCGUCUUCGACAACUGCGAGAUCCACGAGAGCCAGAUCAUGGGCGGCAUCGGCAAGGGAGUCUACGUGCUGAUGACCGGGUUGGACUACGAACGACUGGUUCUUUCGGGCGGACCCCUCGGGCUGAUGCAGGCCGCCUGCGACAUCGCCUUCGACUACGCCCACCAGAGAACCGCUUUCGGACAAAAAAUAGGAUCUUUCCAGGUAUAAUAAACACCGAGUUUCCGCGUCAAAUGAUCAAUUUCAGCUGCUGCAAGGAAAGCUCGCCGACAUGUACACGACGCUGAACGCCUCCCGCUCCUACUUGUACAUGGUCGCCAAGGCCGCCGACAAGGGAAACGUGUCGAACAAGGACUGCGCCGGAGUCAUCCUCUACGUGGCCGAGAAGUGCACACAGGUGUGCCUCGAUGCUAUUCAGAUCCUCGGCGGAAAUGGAUACAUCAAUGAUUAUCCGGCCGGAAGACUCCUCCGCGACGCCAAGCUCUACGAGAUUGGAGCCGGAACUAGCGAAGUGAUCCGCACUUUUCAGACAAUCCAAUAAAAUCCAUGAAUUUCAGGUUCGCCGUCUCAUCAUCGGACGUGCGCUCAACAAGGAAUACUCGACCUAA